This is a messenger RNA of Saitoella complicata NRRL Y-17804, 930 nucleotides long. Its product is annotated as riboflavin synthase domain-like protein. Gene Ontology annotation, cellular component: cytosol. The transcript is spliced from 2 exons. Gene Ontology annotation, molecular function: oxidoreductase activity; FMN binding; flavin adenine dinucleotide binding. The record is from RefSeq and is a predicted model, not a curated record. The coding region runs from base 1 to 930 and encodes 309 amino acids. NCBI's taxonomy places the organism in Eukaryota, Fungi, Ascomycota, Saitoellomycetes, Saitoellales, Saitoellaceae.
AUGGUGGAGAGAGGUGAAGGAGACGAAAGUCAUCCCCAAGGCAUUGAUGCUGGGUUAAGGCUGUGGUUAAAGGAUCUGCGACAAGUGAUGGAAGCUGAGAUGCCUCUACCUUUGGGGUUGACACCAAUUCCGAAUGACUGUCUCCUUUCACAUACAUAUGCUAUUUCCUUUGGAAAGCAUGCUCUCGGUGACAAAACUGCGGCGCCAAUUAGGUCAGGUGUGACAUUCUCAGCGACUGUCACCAAGAAUGAUCGGAUCUCAGCAGAUGAUCACUGGCAGGAUGUACGGCGCGUUGUUCUCUCCAUUCCCUCUCCUGACUUAACACAUGACCCGGGUGACAUCGCAGUCUUACGGCCAGAGAACCCCCACCGACACUCUACUCAACAUCCGUCGGAAACUGAAGGACGACAACAACCCGCCUUUACCGACACCAUGCACGCUCAGAACGUUGGCAACCAAGAAGAUCUAUGGGACUACACCACCCGACCACGCCGGAACAUCCUCGAAGUCCUCGCCGAUGUCAAGGAAACACUGUCGAUACCCAUCGAUUACGUCCUGGAUCUCUUCCCAGUGCUGAAGCCCAGGCAGUACAGUCUUGCAUCCUCGUUGAAGAUGCAUCCGGGUGAAGCACAAAUUCUGGCAGCAAUUGUGGAUUACAAGACAUCCAUGCAUACCCCACGGGUCGGCAUCGCAUCUCGCUGGCUUCGUUCACUGAAACCGGGAACACAGCUCACGACGGGAUUGAUCCGUGGCGCAAUGAUACCCCCACCGCCGGGUGCGAAGUGCGUCAUGGUUGCACCCGGGACGGGCAUCGCGCCCAUGCGUGCACUCAUCCAAGACCGUAUUGCGAGCGGCUCCGACGCGACCGAACAACUCCUCGUCUUCGGAAACCGGCAACGCGAAAAGGAUUUCCUCCUCCACUCUGGAUAG